This is a messenger RNA of Benincasa hispida (wax gourd), 1079 nucleotides long. RefSeq names its product CASP-like protein 2B1. Lineage: Eukaryota; Viridiplantae; Streptophyta; Magnoliopsida; Cucurbitales; Cucurbitaceae. The record is from RefSeq and is a predicted model, not a curated record.
CAGAAAUGGAAUGGAGACCAAAAAAUCAUUAGAAAAAAAAAAAAAAAUCACUCUAAGCGAACAAGAAUAGGAAAAAUGGCUGUUCCUAGUAGACUCAUUGAAUGCUGAACCAGAUUCAGAUCAGACUCCAUUAAAGCCACCUCUUUAUUUCCCAGCAUGAGAGUGCUUAUAAGAAGGGUACCAUCCUGCAUGCCCAGCAAGUGUUUGAUGAAUUGUCUGACUCGAAAUUGAGAUUCAUCUUUUUAAAUUCUUGCUUCUUUUUCUGAUUUUGGGUGUUGGGGUGGAGAAAAUGAGCUACUCUGGCAUUGGUGUUAGCCCUGGGAAUGUCCCUGUGUAUCACGGCUCCAAUUUGAAGGUCUUUGAUAAAAGGGUGAGGGUGGUUGAAUUGGUGUUGAGGUUUGUGAUAUGUGGCCUUGGAGUUCUUGCUGCUGUUCUUGUGGGGACUGAUACUGAAGUUAAAAGUAUCUUUGCCAUUCGAAAGAGGGCAAAAUUCACAGACAUGAAAGCUCUUGUGUUUUUGGUGGUAGCAAAUUCAGUAGCAGCAGCUUACUCUUUGGUCCAAGGAUUGCGAUGUGUGGUGAGCAUGGUGAAGGGAAAAGUGCUCUUCAGCAAGCCUUUAGCUUGGAUCAUUUUCUCUGGCGAUCAGAUUAUGGCAUAUGUCACAGUGGCAGCAGUGGCAUCGGCCGCCCAGUCAGCAGUUUUUGGGAAGCUGGGGCAGCCGGAGUUGCAGUGGAUGAAGAUAUGCGAUCUGUACAAGAAGUUCUGCAACCAAGUUGGGGAGGGACUUGCAAGCGCGGUGGUGGCGAGCUUGAGCAUGGUGGUUUUAUCUUGCAUUUCAGCUUUCAGUCUCUUCCGCCUUUACAAUGGAGGCAAGAACAAGAGCAACUCAAGAUGGUAAGCCUUUUGGGUUCAUCAGUAACAUUCAAACCUCCAUAGCCUGAUCGCCAUUCUGAGCUUCGGUGCGGAAAUGUUGGGCUUCUCUGUGAUUCUGGUUAAAGAAAUGUAUGUUUAAAGUGUUCAAUUCUCACGAAAAACUAUGGUACAUCCUUCAGUAAUAAAUUUAUAAGUUGAGGAAUAAA